AUGUUCGGCAAUCCUUUACACGUCAGGAACCAUGUCAUAUCGUACGAUGGAUUCGCUUGCCAGCUGGGGCGAUCAACGUUGCCACCCAAAGAGAAGAGAGGGCUUGGGGCUCUGCUCGCAGCGAGCUCUUUGGCCUGCCAGGCUGUUCUGGGGGAGCGCUCCAAGGUGGUUUGCCUGCGCUUUGGACAGGAUUUCUCCCCUGAUUGCAUGAAGAUGGAUGAGGUGCUAUCAUCAGCAGCACAGGCAGUCGAGCAAGCGUGUGUUAUCUACGCUGUGGAUCUUCGCGAGGUGCCUGAGGCUGUGGCGGAGUUUCAGCUCAAUGCCCCUGCGCAGCUGAUGUUCUUCUUCCGCGGAAAGCCAUUAGAGCUUGACCUCGGUCGCGGCCCGCAGAGAAAGAUCGACUUUGUGCUCAGCAGCCGCCAGGAGUUCCUAGACAUGGUUGAGGCAGUCUGCAGAGGUGCACAACAAGGCAUGCAUUUGAUCGUGGCACCCCGGGACUACUCCAUGCAAUUUCGGUACUGA
Molecule: messenger RNA, 522 nt
Organism: Effrenium voratum
Lineage: Eukaryota; Dinophyceae; Suessiales; Symbiodiniaceae
Source: the annotation of a GenBank genome assembly